Messenger RNA from Dreissena polymorpha, 3272 nucleotides. RefSeq lists its product as uncharacterized. NCBI's taxonomy places the organism in Eukaryota, Metazoa, Mollusca, Bivalvia, Myida, Dreissenidae. The coding region runs from base 128 to 2227 and encodes 699 amino acids. The transcript is spliced from 2 exons. The record is from RefSeq and is a predicted model, not a curated record.
UAUACUGCAGUGUAACCUUUAUUCAAAUCGAAAGUAGGACAUUUUGCAAAACGUAAACAUAAUUGAGUCACUGCCUUCUUACUUGAUCGACUGAAAAGUGAUCAAUCGAAUUGUAUGAAAGACAAACAUGAGUGAUUAUGUAAAGAACACGUUUUACAAGACCUUGUCGAAGCGUCUCUCUUCAGUGCUCGAGGAUAUAGGAGUAAGUGAAGCAACCGUACUUGCAAGAAGAGAGUCGUUCUUGUUGAGAGAAACGAAUAUUACCAUAAAAAACACUAUCAAUGGCCAGACCGGUAGGUACUACCAUUUUGGCAGUCAGUCGGAGGGAACUACGACACCAGGACUCCAGUCUGACAUGGAUCUUCUUGUUUGUAAUAACAGUGUGCAUGUAAUGAUUUCUUUGGGAGACUGGCGGAAAGGGAUGGAGAAUGUAUUAAUGGUGAAAGAGGAUGAUAUGAAUCCUCAGCAGUAUCUUCUUCAAAUAAUAUCUCCUAAUUGUGCUUCACCAGAAACAGAAUUAUACGAUGAGUUAUCAGAAUGUUAUAAAGAACGUAUAGUUCUCAGUUCAGGAAGGUGCAUUGCAAAGGCCAUGGGCAGGUACAACAAUAUAUCGGGGAGCUCAAAUAACGCUGGACCUUCUGCGAGUUGGUCGAAGGAUGUGGACGUUGUCCAGGCACUUGGAGUAUCUGGUUCGUUGCAAGAAGUUACCAAGUGGAUUGAUAGGAUACGACCUGGACAUUGGCCAACAAAGGAAUUGCUUUCAGAAGCUCGGGACUGCAUGUGCUUUCUUGUACCAGUUGGACAUCCUUUCAGCAAAACGAAACAUAUAGAAUGGAGACUCUCUCCAAAUCUCAUCGAGCGAAAUCUUAUGUUUAAUCUGAAUGUUACUCAAAUUAAGUGUUACAUUGUUUUAAAGAUGAUAAAGAAAAGUUUAUUUAACAGCGUAGUCGAUGACGGAAUCACAAGUUUUCAUUGUAAAACAGUUUUAUUUUAUACGCUUGAGAGGACCCCUUUACAUUUUUGGAAAGAACAAAACUUAGCAUUCUUGGUGAAACAAUGUUUACAUACACUGAAACGAAUGUUGAAGAUUGGUUUAUGUCCACAUUAUAUCAUAAGUGGUGUCAAUCUUUUUGAAGGGAAACUGUCUCGCGUUCAAUGUCGAAAGUUACACACAUAUGUUAUGAAGUUGCUACGAAAUGAUCUAGACGAAUUAGUAAAAAUCGGCAUAGACAAUUUGGGUGAUAGAUUAAUGUCAUUCGAGAAGAUCCGGUGUGAUUUUGGAUUAUCCCGUGACAUGCUUAAUGCAUGCAUUCUUAAGAAGCUUGAUUAUGAUAGAAUAUCAUAUCGGUUCUAUUCUACAAACAGCCUCUUCGAAUUCAGAAACAAACCAGUAAAUGUGGUGUUGCAUGAAUUAGUCGUAGCCCUUCAUGCCCUUAUGGCAUACCGUAAUGGAAGUGCACUAGAAUCACGAGUAUCUAGCGAAAUAUUUCGAGAUUUAUUAAUCUCGAUAGCAAGUGUGCAAUCAUCAAUAUGUAUAGAAAAUGUUACACCUUUAUUACCAUGCAUUUUAGAAUGUUUUAAAAUCGGAUUACAAACUGACGUAGCAUCAUCGCGACUAAAGCUUGCUUCCAUCUUGCUGUGUUCAGGUCAUUUGGAUUCAGCAGCUUACGUCCUGAAAGACGUUAAAAGGAGAAUGAGUCUUAAAGGCGCAAAAUUUAUUUGCAGAUGCAGAAGAGGACAUGAGGAAGACAAAACACUGCUUGGAUUUGCUCGAUUCACGCCUUUGAGCGAUACAAAUAUUGUACUCUGUGUGCGAUUUUCCAGACAGGAACUACACUGCGUGCCUCCUAUACUUCUUUUUGAAAUGAAAAGAGGAAUUACUGAAGAUGACAUCAAAGAAAGAAAUUUGGGCAAAAAUAUUUACAUGGAAGAUGCAAGUGUUGAUGCAGGAGUGUUCCUCUAUUAUCUUCAAUACCUCACUUAUGGUGGUCUGAAAAAUAGAGAGCAAACGGAAAUGGCAUACGUGGCGUUACAAGAAUAUAUUAUUGAGCAUGAGCAAGAUAUGUAUCAUACUGAGACAGGCUUGAAUCUGCUCGGCCAUUGCGCAGAGAUGGAAUGUGACUUUGAGAUGGCAGCUGAUAUGUUUAGGAAGUCCGUCGAAAUAUUCCCAACUAAUAACGCAGCACACUGGCACAUAUUGAGAUGCAGUGAUAGAUACUCUCUCUAAUUAAAUAUCAAAUUUGAAUUUUAUAAAACACAGUGUGAUGAGUCGGCAGAGAAUUGUGCUGAACGUUUUAGGCAUUUCAUUUGAUCGAUACUUCGAAGCGUUGACCUCACGCGAAUGAAUAACGGAAACACAUGUUAUAAGAUAUACAAGCAUCAACAUCAGCGUUGUGAAAUUUCAUCCUGUAAAUAUACCAGAUAUUUUGAAAAGCCGUACACGAGUGGGAACCACAAAGAAUCUUAAGUUUUAUAGUAAAAGCAAUAUUUUACUUAAAUUUAAGCCGUAUAUAAGUGGAAAAUAAAAAUAUCAAACAUUAUUUGUAUUCUUGAAGACUUAAGUGUAUUUUGAGGAAGACAAUCUUAAAUAUAAUUUGAUAUGAAAUAAAAUUGUGAGCAUGUUAUACGUUAAGAAGGAUUCCCCGAUGUUAUUUAUAGUGCCAUAAAUGAUGACAAAUACCGCGUGAACACUUAAAGCAACACACCCAUUGUCAUUUCGCAGUGGAACUGUUAAAGAGUGGUCUCCAAACUUUAGUAAGAAUGACAAUUUAUUGUUAGUUGAUAUAAUGGGUGAGCGCAGUUGCGGAAUUUUCGCGUCACACAUUUCAAGCUCACACAUUUUAAACAGUAAAGCAUGUAUGUUAGCCAUGGGAGCAGUUAUCGUCCAUAUUUGCAGUCCCAAUCUUUAAUUUUUCUGAUUACAGUUUAAGAUGAAAAUAAUGUGGUAACAUAAAUUUGCUUGCGGAAAAAUAUUACAUUUAUUCAUUUAUUUGGUUAGUUUUACCGGAUAUAAAUAUUUCACAGAAAGUACAUAGGUUAAAUAAAUGAAAGAUUUAUUUUCAAGCCAUUACCAAACAGUCGAAAAGGAUGAUGUGACAUCGGGUACAAAAACAAUUUUACAAGACAGCAGAGCAUCCAAGAAGUGCUGAGAAAUUGUUUAUAAAAAGAAAAUCCGGGUGCAUACGCAUCGAGACACUCCGAAUAUGAAUUAAGAAGACAUCUGAUAUGUUAUUUUACUGAUUGUAAAUAGCUUAAUAAAUGGUUCUUAAUCA